GAUCAAGAUGGUGGUGAGACAAGCUAGUCUAGAGCUAAUACGGUGUUUCUCGCGACCAUGGAACCUUGGCGAUGUUCGGAAACCGGAAUGAUCAUCAGCCUGAAGAUGUUGUAGUCUGCAGACACUGCAUUUCGAUCCAAGGUGGUGUCCAACUCCGCGAGCAUCACUACCGGCGCCGUUCUCCCAAAAACAAAAUUAGACAUACUUUUAGACAUAUUCCGCUAUCGGAACGACAGCAAGCUUGAGCGUUCUUGACAGCUUCUAGUGUCCGAGCACAAGAAGAUCAUCAGUUCAUACCGAGUCAUGAGCCUCACUUGUCCAAGCCCAAGGGAUCAAACAUGCCAGUUUCAACUACAAUACGAGAGCGCUAAAACCUGUUAGACUGAAACUAGAAGUCAAAGUCACCUUGACCUUGUCGACAACCAAUCUAUCGAAAACUCAAAUUCCCGUCAACGAGGCGCCUGUUUUAAUGCUCUAGCGUUGAACUACCCGCAAUCUGGCACUUGCGUAGCCAAUACAACCUUGCACUUGCUCAAAUAGCGUGCAUGGAACUUACCGAACCGAGGUCAUUUUCAAUUCCUGACACCCAAGACUAUUGGUAUGGGCUGACCACGUUAGCGGGUUUUAGUAUGAAACCGGGAAUAAAUGCGCACUGCCACCACUCCCCUGAGGCCACCAUUUCUGUGGUUUCAGGUCCCUGUCUAAAAAAGCAACUGUCAAAGCGGCGCACACCGGUUCCCAGCAACGUGGUCGUAGGGCGCCGUUUCAUACUGUAUAUUGACUGUUUCGAUGAUCAGUGGAGUUUGCUCGACUUGGCGCAACGGGGCUCAUUUCCCGUUUUGAUGAGGGCUUGCGAAGAGACUACUGGUUUUGGCGGCGGCAGACAAGGGCUUCUCGCAUGACUCGGGAGUUGAGAUUGGUGGGACGCAUGGUGAUAGGUUUGAGAACGAACGGGUUUGGUGGUGUGUGCUCUUAAUUUGUUUCCGGGAGAUAGAGGUUGCUUGAUCUUUGCUUCUUGUUCUCUGACCUGAUGGUACCGAAAGUGAUCCAUCGUCUGUACUCUGAGUUAUUCCAAAAGCGUUAGACUUGCGAAAGCACAGAAGAUGGAUGUUUUGUUGGACUUUUUAGAUAAAUACCUGAGAUGGCCUCGAUGUUAAUGGAAUGAAUCAAGCCUCUCAGUCACUCACUCAACAGCCUCUCUUUCAAAUCCAACUCAACUGUCUUCGAUUCUUCUGACUUCUCUCGCCUCAACCGCCAAAAUGAAGUUCUCCAUCAUCUCUACUCUUCUCGCCGCCACCGUCUCUGCUCUUCCCGCUGGUCAGGAUGCCGCUGCUCUCGAGGCUCGCCAGCUAGGCGGCAGCAUCACCCGCAACGAUCUUGCCAACGGCAACAGCGGUUCAUGCCCUGGCGUCAUCUUCAUCUACGCUCGCGGCUCCACUGAAUCUGGCAACCUUGGAACUCUCGGUCCCCGCGUUGCUUCAAAGCUCGAGGCCAAGUACGGCAAGAACGGUGUCUGGAUCCAGGGCGUUGGCGGUGCUUACCGCGCUACUCUCGGUGACAACGCUCUUCCUCGUGGAACUUCUAGCGCUGCUAUCCGUGAGAUGCUGGGCCACUUCAACGACGCUAACCAGAAGUGUCCUGAUGCUGUUCUCAUCGCUGGAGGUUACAGCCAGGGUGCUGCUCUCGCCGCUGCCAGUGUCACUGACGUCGACGCCGGUAUUCGGGAGAAGAUUGCUGGAGUCGUUCUCUUCGGAUAUACCAAGAACCUCCAGAACCGCGGAAAGAUCCCCAGCUACCCCGAGGACCGCACCAAGGUCUUCUGCAACACCGGCGAUCUUGUCUGCACUGGUUCGCUUAUCGUCGCUGCUCCUCAUUUGGCCUACCAGAGUGCUGCUUCCGGCGCUGCUCCUGAGUUCCUGAUCCAGAAGGCUGAUGCUGCUGGAGCCGCUUGAGCGAGUUGAUGGAAGGAGAAGGACUAGGCUGGCCUGUUCUUGUAUUUUAUGAGGUUCACGGUUUUUAGUUUUUGUUUGUAUCUACUUCAUGGAGGAAUGGCUUUAGUGACCAUGGACACUGAGACUCAAUACGAUAGCGCAAUCGCAUUGACUUG
Molecule: messenger RNA, 2107 nt
Organism: Fusarium odoratissimum NRRL 54006
Lineage: Eukaryota; Fungi; Ascomycota; Sordariomycetes; Hypocreales; Nectriaceae
Product: cutinase 3
Exons: 2
Coding region: 1260-1952 (230 amino acids)
Biological process (GO): carbohydrate catabolic process
Cellular component (GO): extracellular region
Molecular function (GO): cutinase activity
Source: RefSeq, a predicted model, not a curated record